Diatraea saccharalis (sugarcane borer) is the source of this 3298-nucleotide messenger RNA. Lineage: Eukaryota; Metazoa; Arthropoda; Insecta; Lepidoptera; Crambidae. The record is from the annotation of a GenBank genome assembly.
AAAACACAAAACAAAGACGAUAGUGGACGGACGUAGAACGGUGGUUGAUUUGUCGUAAUUUGCAUGAGAAAGCAAAUAAACUUGAAAUAUAUCAACAAAAGUGUACAUUAUCGAAGAUAGUGUUGUGAUUGUGUUGUUAUCAUAAUGGCUGCACGUAAACUCAACACACUCGAAGAUCUUAGCGAGUCAUGGGUGGAGUUGAACUCGGGCGGUGGACUGGCCGCCGUCGAGAACGAGUACAUACGUCUGCUGAGGGAGGCCCAGCGGGAGAGCAGGGACUCCUCUGUGAGGCACUCGCGGGCGUCCAGCGUCAAGGGCAGUCCCAAGUCGCCCCCGAACAGUCCGAAUCUGGAACCGUCCACCGAAGACGAAUUGAAAGGUGUUUACAUCAAUUGCUGGAAAGAUGAUUCAAACGAUUGGGUGUGGGAAUGGAGUAGUCGUCCCGACCAGCUGCCACCUAAGGAUUGGCGGUUCAAGCAUCCCACUAGUGCUCGCGGUCCUCCCUCCGCCACUUCCUCCAUUGAGGUGCUGGAACAGCAAUUAGCUGCGCCGGCUCUACAACAGAGCGGUUUGCUGUCUGUCCGUCGCGCAUGCCUGUGGUCGCGGCGCGCUGUGGCCGCUGUACUUGUCACUAAUAUUGUGUCACUUCUGCUGGGAGCUGGAAUUGGGGUAUGGCUUAGCCGAAGAGGUAUGCUUCCCCCCAGACUGAUUAUACUAAACUAAGGUGUCAUCUCCACGCCUGUACUAGCCCCUCGACUAUAGACUGUUGAUACCCGACUCUAGAACAUUCUACUGAACUCUACGAAUUGACCAAGUCAUCUUAACACUAAGAAGAUCUGAGGUUUGAAUUAAUAUAACUACAAUAAGCUUCAACUAAUACAGCCCAUGUUAAAUCUAAACGCAAAGCAGAUCUAUCUGAACCGAUGAUGAAAGUACGAUUAUAAUUUAUAGUCAGCCUUAUUUUAAUAACCUUAAGGUGUAAAAUACAACACAUCAAGCGUCCGUCUCACUCAAACCCAGCGGGGGUCAGGCGCGUGGAUAUUGGUGAAGCGUUUGAUAGCGUGAUACUUAUUAUUCUGUGGGUUAAUUGUCUUAAUUUCAAAAUCUAUCGCAGCGAUAAAUUAAAUAUAUAGCGAUUUAGUGAAAUACGUAACGUUUAAAGUAGCAAUCGCUUUUGCAAUGAAUGAUGAUUUGAAUGACCAAGUAACAUAAUAACAAAUUCGUUUUAAACCCGUCGAAUUGAUUUUAGAUAACGUUUCCUUUUGAAAUUGUCUAUGGCAAUACUAAUUAAUGUUAAAUUAACGUUAUCGUUCAUUGAAUAUCUUUGAAAAACCAUCGCUAUCGUAAUUGCCAACAGUAGUGGUGCCAUCACAUGCCAACAGUGGUGGCGUGAAGUUCAUGAACAUCUUUCAAAUGUCAGAUUCAAAGUGUGUGUGAUGUAUUUUAAAAUAACACAAUUAGACCAUGGGUUAUAUGAUAUUGAUUGGCGGAAUUUUACAGCUUUCGAUAUUCCGAUGUAUUUUGUAAGAUGAAUAUAGUAUGUCUAGUAGAUGUUCAGUGAAAAAUUAACUCUAUUUAAAGGUGUUAUAAGGUCGAAAGUCGUUUGCUCAGUUUUCAUUUUCGGGUGAUGCCAAUUUUAGUGUAUUUAAAUGCGGCUUAAUUGUGAUUGGUGACUGAAGAGAUGACCUAUAUUUUUGUGGAUCCCUCCCUGUCAUAUACUUUCAUGAAUGUUGUUACAAUAAAAAAUAGAUUUUUGUUUUAAUAACACUGAUGAUCAUAUUAAACAUAUAUGAAUCAGACAGAAUUAAUAGAUUUAAAAAAAAUAUAUAAACAGAAUAAAUAUUGAUAGUUAAAAGGAUAAAAGGUUCCAUAAAAUUAGUCAUUUAUUUAAGCUUUCUAAACAAUAUGGCGGGUUUUGAGUAAAAACGCUUAUGACGUCAUAAAGGCAAUGUAUUUUUUGUUUUCUCUUUUUUUAUUCUACUGUGGCUAUAAUAAGGUUCAUAAUUCGAAAACUCUUUAGUCACCAACGCAGUAAAGAUUUAGCUCGACUGCAGAUGGAAUGAUAAUAGAAGAAAAAGGCAAAAAUAUCUUAUUUAAGUGUUUUGUAUCGUCUAUGUAAUUCUCAUUGUCUUUUAGAUGUAUACGGUUUGCCGUAGACAUGUCAAAGAUGGAGAUUGCCGCCAUUUCUUAGAGAUGCAUACAAUGUUGCCAUAUGAGAUAUUACUAAACAUAUUAGCGUAAGUUAACCCAUUUUUGUAACAUUUUGGAAUAUGAACCGAUUUUUUUAACUUAAGCUAAAGAAAUUCAGACACUAACACUAAAAAAUGUUGGCGGUAAAAAAUUGUAAAGAGAAUAGGGAAUCAUAUUUUUGAAAGAGCAAAAUUGUUUACGUUUAACUUUCAUGAGCCUAGAUAGAUGUUUUUUCGUAACAAAUUACAAAUAAUUGUCUAUGGUAAAUCGUACAUGUCAAUAUUAAUAUUUUUAUAUGACGCCCUAGUCUUGUAAGUGAAUAAUAAUGAAUGAUUAUUUUGCUUUAGAUACACGACGCUAGAUAUCUAUUAUAUAUAGUAUUCUUGUAAUGAAGUGACAACGUUUCCUAUAUCUAUAUAGUUUUUGGUAGAUAUUGCCAGUAUUGGUAUUUUAAACUGAAUGGUAGAAUUAAUUUCAAAUAGACAAUUAAAAAUUUCUAAUUACAAAAAUGAUGUAGUACAACUUUGAAUCAAUUUGUAGUUUACAAUAGAAAAUAGAUUUUAGGAAUAACUGUCAUUUCAUUUAAUAUAAAUAUUGUGUUGUCUUUAAGUUUAUUAAAUAUUUGGUGUAAUUCUUAUUACUUUAAAACCAUUAAGUGCACAUGCAUUAAUGUACUGAUUUAUUUCUGAAUGUUUUCGGAAGUAAUAAAGUGCAGUGUGUCCAUUUAUAUUAUUUUUAAUUAGUUUUUUUUUUAAUUUAAAUGUAAGCGAAGAGGUUAAUAAUAUCAGUUUUUUUUUUUCAGCGAUUAUUUUUGGUGAUAUCACUGUAGUAUUUGUCUAAUUUGUUAUUAGCACAUUUAUGUAUAUUUAUUAUAAAAAUAGCUGGAAUUUGUAUUACAUUAAAGAAAUACGUUGAAAAGCUAAAUAGUCUCAUUAAUAAGGAUUGCGUUUUCUAUUUUAUUUUACUAAUGGCAACAUUAUUUAAUAGACAUUCGAUGAGAAUUUAGUUUUAUGUAAUAAUUAUAGAUAUAUAAAUAUGUAUCGGAGAUUUCUAUUGCAGGUUAAAAUGGAGAGUGUAUUUUACAAUAACACAUAUCUUUCGAAACAGU